GCAGAGCGCUCUGCGGGCGCUGGGGCGGCGCGGGGCGCGGGGCGCGAGGCCAGGCUCAUUCUCGCAGGGAGUGCGGGUGGCCUGGGGGCCAGGGCGGCGGCGCGGCUGCGGUGCGGGGACGCGGAGACACGGGGUCGGGCCUCAGCGCAGCAGUCCUCUCCCCCAAUUGGUGUCUGCAGAACCCCUGACCUCGGGAGCUGGAGAAGAGCCAGCCCUGAAGGAGGCAGGCGAGCGGGUAGAAGCUGAAGCCGUGGGGCGGGAUGGAGCCCUCGGCCCACAGGAAAGCUAGCUCUGAGCAGGAGGAUGGCUUUGGGGUACAGCCCAGCAGGGUGGCUGAUCUGGGCAUGGUCCCCAAUCCCCGACAGAGCAACAGCCGCCUGUACAAGAAUGGGAGGCCGCAGUGCCACUUGAGCAGCAGUGAGAAGCAUCUGAGGGCGUGGAUUCUUGAGAACAUCAAGAAGAAAGAGUGCAUGUAUUUUGUGGAAAGUCCCAAGCUCUCUGAUGCUGGGAAGGUGGUGUGCGAGUGUGGUUACACCCUUGAGCAGCACCGGGAGGAGGCCAUCAAGCCCCACGCCUUCCAGGACAAAGAGUGGGACCCGAAGAAGCAUGUCCAGGAGAUGCCAACUGAUGCCUUUGGUGACAUCGUCUUUGUGGGCCUGGGCCAGAAAGUGGGGAAGUAUGUCCGAGUGUCCUCGGACACGCCUUCCAGCGUGAUCUACCACCUCAUGACGCAGCACUGGGGCCUGGAUGUCCCCAACCUGCUCAUCUCGGUGACUGGUGGGGCCAAGAACUUCAACAUGAAGCUAAGGCUCAAGAGCAUCUUCCGCAGGGGCCUGGUCAAGGUGGCCCAGACCACAGGGGCCUGGAUCAUCACUGGGGGCUCCCACGCUGGCGUGAUGAAGCAGGUGGGUGAGGCGGUGCGUGACUUCAGCCUGAGCAGCAGCUACAAGGACGGAGAGGUCAUCACCAUCGGCGUGGCCACAUGGGGCACCAUCCACAACCGGGAGGGGCUGGUCCGGCCAAUGCCCCUGGAUCCCCAGGAAAGCCACCACGCCGAGUAUGUCCUGGACGAGGAAGGCCAAGGGAACCUGACCUGCCUAGACAGCAACCACUCCCACUUCAUCCUGGUGGACAAUGGGACACACGGCCAGUAUGGGGUGGAGAUUCCCCUUCGGAUUCAGCUGGAGAAGUUCAUAUCUGAGCAGACGAAGGAGAGAGGAGGUGUGGCCAUCAAGAUUCCCAUUGUCUGUGUGGUGCUGGAGGGGGGCCCUGGCACACUGAACACCAUCUACAACGCCGUCACCCACGGCACACCCUGUGUCAUCGUGGAGGGCUCGGGCCGCGUGGCCGACGUCAUUGCUCAGGUGGCCAGUCUGCCAGUGUCUGACAUCACCAUCGGCCUGAUCCAGCAGAAGCUGAGUGAGCUUUUCCAGGAGCUGUUUGAGACCUUCACCGAGGGCAGCAUCGUGGAGUGGACCAAAAAGAUCCAAGACAUUGUCCGGAAGCGGCAGCUGCUGACCAUCUUCCGGGAAGGCAAGGAUGGUCAGCAGGAUGUGGAUGUGGCCAUCCUGCAAGCCUUGCUGAAAGCCUCGAGGAGCCAAGACCACUUUGGCCAUGAGAACUGGGACCAUCAGUUGAAGCUGGCGGUGGCAUGGAAUCGCGUGGACAUUGCCCGCAGCGAGAUCUUUACCGACGAGUGGCAGUGGAAGCCCUCAGAUCUGCACCCCACGAUGGUAGCUGCCCUCAUCUCCAACAAGCCAGAGUUCAUGAAGCUCUUCCUGGAGAACGGGGUUCAGCUGAAAGAGCUCGUCACCCGGGACAUGCUCCUCUACCUGUACGAAAACCUGGAGCCCUCCUGCCUAUUCCACAGCAAGCUGCAGAAGGUGCUGGCUGAGGAGCGCCAGGCCAGCGUGCCCAAUGACACACCCUGCCUGCAGAUGCACCAUGUGGCCCAGGUGUUGCGGGAGCUCCUGGGGGACUCCACGCAGCCGCUGUACCCCCGGCACAUUGACCAACUUGGAUCCUCGCCAUCUGUGCCCCACGUCAAACUCAAUAUGCAGGCAGUCAGCCUUCUGUCCCUCUGUAAGCGUUCCUCGGACACCAUCACCUUCACCAUGGACCCAGUCCGAGACCUUCUCAUUUGGGCUGUUGUUCAGAACCGCCGGGAGCUGGCGGGGAUCAUCUGGGCUCAGAGCCAGGACUGCAUCGCAGCCGCCCUGGCCUGCAGCAAGAUCCUGAAGGAGCUGUCCAAGGAGGAGGAGGACAUGGACAGCUUGGAGGAGAUGCUGGCACUGGCGGAUGAAUUCGAGCUCAGAGCCAUCGGGGUCUUCACCGAGUGCUACCGGAAGGACGAGGAGCGGGCCCAGAAGCUGCUCACCCGAGUGUCGGAGGCCUGGGGGAAGACCACCUGCCUGCAGCUGGCAUUGGAGGCAAAGGACAUGAAGUUCGUGUCUCACGGAGGUGUCCAGGCCUUCCUGACUAAAGUGUGGUGGGGCCAGCUGUGCGUGGACAACGGGAUGUGGCAAGUCAUCCUGUGUAUGCUGGCCUUCCCGCUGCUCCUCACAGGCCUCGUCUCCUUCAGGGAGAAGCGGCUGCAGACCCUGGGCCACCCUGCCCGCGUCUGGGCCUUCUUUAGUGCUCCUGUGAUCGUCUUCCACGUGAACAUCCUGUCCUACUUCGCCUUCCUCUGCCUCUUCGCCUAUGUGCUCAUGGUGGACUUCCAGCCCACGCCAUCCUGGAGCGAGUACCUCAUCUACCUCUGGCUCUUCUCCCUGGUGUGCGAGGAGAUGCGGCAGCUCUUCUGUGUCCCUGAUGAGUGCCGGCUGAUGAAGAUGGUGUCCCUGUACUUCAGCGACUUCUGGAAUAAGGUGGACGUUGGGGCCAUCUUGCUCUUCAUCGCGGGGCUGACGUGCCGGCUCAUCCCGGCGACGCUGUACCCGGGCCGCGUGAUCCUCUCCCUGGACUUCAUCAUCUUCUGCCUCCGCCUGAUGCACAUUUUCACCAUCAGCAAGACUCUGGGGCCCAAGAUCAUCAUUGUGAAGCGGAUGAUGAAGGACGUCUUCUUCUUCCUGUUCCUCCUGGCCUUGUGGGUGGUGUCCUUUGGUGUAGCCAAGCAGGCCAUCCUCAUCCACAACGAGCACCGCGUGGACUGGAUCUUCCGCGGGGUCGUCUACAACUCCUACCUCACCAUCUUCGGCCAGAUCCCACCCUACAUUGAUGGCGUGGAUUUCAACCUGGAACGCUGCAGCCCCAAUGGCACGGACCCCUACAAGCCCAAAUGCCCGGAGAUCGAUGCGGCGCGGCAGGCACCGGCCUUUCCCGAGUGGCUCACGGUCACGAUGCUCUGCCUGUACCUGCUCCUCACCAAUAUCCUGCUGCUCAACCUCCUGAUCGCCAUGUUCAACUACACGUUCCAGCAGGUGCAGGAGCACACAGACCAGAUCUGGAAGUUCCAGAGGCACGACCUGAUCGAGGAGUACCACAGCCGGCCCCCAGCGCCACCACCGCUCAUCCUGCUCAGCCACCUGUACCUGCUGGUCAAGAAGGUGGUGCUGAAGGUCCCCAACAAGAGGCACAUGCAGCUCAAGACCAAGCUGAAGAAGGAGGAGGAGGCGGCCCUGCUGUCCUGGGAGAUCUACCUGAAGGAGAACUACCUGCAUAACCAGCAGUACCAGCACCAGCAGCAGCCGGAGCAGAGGAUCCAGGAUAUCAGUGAGAAGGUGGACAGCAUGGUGGACCUGCUGGACAUGGACCGUCUGAAGAGGUCGGGCCCCACAGAGCAGAGGCUGGCAUCCUUAGAGGAGCAGGUGGCCCAGGUGACCAAGUCUUUGCACUGGAUUGUGAAAACCCUGAAGGACAGUGGCUUUGGCUCUGCAGUGGGCGCACCUGGCCUGGCACCCACAAAGACCCCUGAUGAGCCGGAUGCCGAGCUGGUGGGCAGGAGGAAGGAGGAGGAGCCAGGUGAUGGCUACCAUGUGAAUGCCCGGCACCUUCUGUACCCCAGCUCCCCUAUCACCCGGUUCCCUGUGCCCAAUGAGAAGGUGCCAUGGAAGACGGAGUUCCUGAUCUACAAGCCUCCUUUCUACACGGUGGAGAGGAAGGACGCAGCCCUUGUGGACCCCGUGGGAGAGGCCCCUGAGCUUCUGGCCAAGAUCCGCUACAAUGCUCUAGAUGGAUCAACAGACCGCCGCAGCUUCCACGGAGCCUACAUGGUCCAGGAUGGGCUCCCACUGAACCCCAUGGGCCGCACAGGGCUGCGCGGACGUGGGAGCCUCAAAUGCUUUGGACCCAACCACAUGCUGCAUCCGGUGGUCACCCGGUGGAGGAGGAACCAGGACGGGGCCAUCUGCAGGAAGAGCAUAAAGAAGAUGCUGGAGGUGCUGGUGGUGAAGCAGCCCCUCUCAGAGCUCUGGGCUUUGCCAGGGGGCUCCCGGGAGCUGGGGGAGAGACUGCCGAGGAAGCUGAAGGAGAUUCUGCUGCAGGGAGCCUGGCCCAUGGUGGAAGGAUUGCUGCAGAAGGGCGUGGAGGUAUACAAAGGGUAUGUGGAUGACCCACGGAACACUGACAAUGCGUGGAUCGAGACGGUGGCCAUUAGCAUCCACUUUUCAGACCAGAAUGAUGUGGAGCUGACGAGGCUGAACUCUCACCUGCUUGCCUCCGACCCAGGUGUGUCCGUCCGGUGGCAGGUGGUGGACAAGCGCAUCCCGAUGUACGAGAACCACAAGACCAUCCUGCAGAAGACGGCCAUUCUGUUCGGAGCCCACUACUAAGCAGGCCCUGAUGUGGACUCUGACCUGGUCGGGGUAGGGACACCUCAGGAGGCCUGGCUCACUGCCCAGCUGUCCGGCUGCAGAAUGAAGCAUAGAGAGAGGGAGAGAUGGAAUGAGGGAGGGAGGGAGGGAGAGAGAAGGAGGGAGGCCAGCUCUACAGGGAGGCGGGUGGGGGUGGGGCACGGCAAGGCCCCUGGUCUGCACACAGUGACUCAUAGGUGCAGGAACCACUGGGAGCCGUCAGGCAGGAAUGAUGUAAAACCGAGAUGUUAAAUUGCAUUAAUCUUGGGCUGGCCUGGCCGGCCCUCCAGCACUGUCCACAAUAAAGUUCUGGGGCUGAGCUCCCAGGCCUUUGCGGGUGACUGCUG
Messenger RNA from Cavia porcellus (domestic guinea pig), 5137 nucleotides. It is a transcript of the gene Trpm2, whose product is annotated as transient receptor potential cation channel subfamily M member 2. Gene Ontology annotation, cellular component: plasma membrane. Gene Ontology annotation, molecular function: ADP-ribose diphosphatase activity; ligand-gated calcium channel activity. The coding region runs from base 261 to 4769 and encodes 1502 amino acids. The transcript is spliced from 33 exons. The record is from RefSeq and is a predicted model, not a curated record. Lineage: Eukaryota; Metazoa; Chordata; Mammalia; Rodentia; Caviidae. Gene Ontology annotation, biological process: release of sequestered calcium ion into cytosol.